GCUGUCAUUCCGAUGUGAUUCAUUUAAUUUAAAAAAGUUUUUUUGCUAAGAAAUUAGACAUUGCAUCUCUUUACUAGAAGAUUUAACUGGAUUUUCAAUGAGAGACAGUGAAGUCACACAUUUUUUGGUGUCAAUAAGUGGCCAAAUAGAGUUUGCCAGCUUCCCAGCCGGUGUGUUUGACGAGGAAGUGUAUGUCCAAUAUGAAUUUGUAUGGGGCCCAGAUUGGGCGGUGAAAUCCGGCCUUACCUCCGGCGUCAGCCAGAUGGCUCGGCCGGGAAGCAACCCUGAGACCGUCAUCUUUAACAUGCCUGUAGAACUGGUGUUCAGUAGCACCAAUGUGUCUGGAUGGCCACAAAUAAUAUUGACAGUAAGGGCAAAAAAUAUGAUGAGUGGCGACUCUCUCCGAGGCUAUGCAUUAGCUCUGACGCCUCCUACUGCCGGUGUAAGACAGAUCACUUCCCCUCUGCUCCGGCCGCGGGCAGCUACCAUGCUUGGAGAGUGGCUGGCAUGGGCCACCGGACAGUAUCCGGAGCUGGCUGACCCCAAAAUGCUGGCCAGUGGAAAGGAUAAUUAUCUGCUAAGAACAGAAUCAUAUGGGAGCAUCACCAUGAGUUUGUCUAUGAUAUCUAAGGACCUGAGGAAACUGGGUUAUGACAAUCAGCCACCUGCAUACAAGGAGUCCAGUUGAAUAAAAUCACCAAGUUGUGUUUCAGUUUAAUCAUUAACAAUGGAGUUAAAUCUAGUCCUUAUUUAUAUACUGAAUUAAAGUUAAAUAUACCUAGUCUGUAGAGCAUUCAUUAUGGCAGUGUACCUCCUAAAAUUGCCUUUGUAUUGCUAAUGCAUAGAAGUGAGGAAUUUCUGAACAUUUAUGCUGAACUGAUAACCAUUUCUGUGUCUGUUAAGUAAUACACAAUCAUUAUAUUUAAA
Plutella xylostella (diamondback moth) is the source of this 927-nucleotide messenger RNA. RefSeq names its product B9 domain-containing protein 1 (gene B9d1). Gene Ontology annotation, cellular component: MKS complex. Gene Ontology annotation, biological process: cilium assembly. The record is from RefSeq and is a predicted model, not a curated record. NCBI's taxonomy places the organism in Eukaryota, Metazoa, Arthropoda, Insecta, Lepidoptera, Plutellidae.